AUACUCUGUUAUUCUUGUGAAUUUCUGAUAUAUGUCCUAAAGACAUGAUGGUUGGCGAGCAUAUAUCUGAUAUCAUAGUUUGCUGUUUACAAGAAGAGAGAUAAAGUGCAUAUAACAGUUCAAGCGUGUACGUGCCAAUCGAAGGAACAAUGUAUAAAAUAAAUGAAGUUUCCGAGAUUGAUGAGUUUUUGGCGGGCCCCUUAGUUAUUUGGUUUGCGAGCUGCCUUGAAAUGCUUACCGAUGAGAAAGUCAGCUAUAAUAAUUUGGUGAAUGGCUAUUUAAUGCACAAUGUAUUUCUUCAGAUGAAUCUCCAAGUGCACGAUACCGAUGUCUAUCUAUCGACAAUCGACUCGACAGCUUGGCGUUGCCGCAAUCUACUUGGAGUUCUCAACAACAUUCGACACUUCUACGAAGACGAGUUAGGCCAAUUGAUUCUCCGUUUACCCGAUGUUGAAAAACUCGGCCGUGAGCCUGAACAUAAUGUUCGUGAAACCGAAAUUCUGCUGCAACUGUUACUCGGAUGUGCAGUGCAGUGUCCGCAAAAACAAAGAUUCAUCGAGAAAAUUAGAAGACUUGAUGAGACAAGUCAGUUGGCUCUGGCUCAAUGUAUCUCUCAGAUAAUAGAAGUGCCAGAUAUAGUGAUCAGCACAGACAUGUUAGUAAACGUACCAAACGCACAAAAAGCCAUCGAUUGCAUAAAAAAAAUUUGUAAAGAGCGCGAUGAUUACAAAAUUCAACUACGUUGUCAUCGAGAACACAUUGAAGAACAGCUAAAUGAAGAUAUAUGCGAGAAAUUACAGUUGAAAUUCAAGGUCACGGACCUUGCUGAGCAGCUACGUCAAAAGAGCGAUGAACUUGAGGACAUUCAAGCUCACCUUAAAGAAUACGAGAAGAAACUACUUGAGGUUAAUGAAAAAUUAGUAAUGGAAACAAAAAACGUAAAACUCUACAAAGACGACCUGGACGAAGCGAGAGCCCGUGCUGAAAAAGCCGAACUACUUGAGCAGGAUAUUGCACGUUAUAAGAAAAAGUUAAAUGAGCUUGAUUUUUGCAAAGCUCGGAUAAAGGAAUUAGAAAAGAGCAAUAAGGAUUUUGCUGACAGUAAAACUGUGUUAAGAAAGCAACUAGCUUCGAAGAAGGUGGAUGAAGAAAGAAUGAGAGAUUUAAAGAGGCAAGUGACUAAACUGAUUGAGCAAAUCAACAAUUUGACGAUUGAAAGUGCUAAGAAUCGCGAUAAGUAUUCAGCAGCUUGCGAGGAAAUAAAAGAACUACAAUGCUUCGUUAAAGAAUCUUGCAAGAAUUCGGAUGUGAAUCAUCAUUAUGAAGGAUUACCAAGUUUGAAAGACGACUUACUGCUUAAUCAAAAGAAUAUUCAAAUUGACAAACUGCAGGCUGAUAAUCAAAGUUUCAUUUCGUAUAAUGAGACACUCAAAGUACAUUUAUUCCGCAAAUCUAACCAAAUUUCAACUUUAACUCAUGAAAACAAAGAAUUAAAGCAGGAAAAUAAGUCCCUGAAUUUGCAAAUAAUGUCCAUGAAAGAAAAUUUGAUUCAAAAAGAAAAUAAAAUUCAAACCCUUCAGUGCCUUUGCCAAAAAACAUUGAGCAAGGCUACGAAACUACAACAACUAGGAUUAGAAAACUUAAAUAUUGGGUUAUUAUUGAAGAAUACACAGAAAUGCUCGUCUACCUCUGAUAAAAGUAUGCCAAUAAAUUCUAUUGGCAUUGAUGCGUCGAAAUUUCAAACAGAAUAAAAAUACGAUUUGAUGUAGUUAAAUCUUGUGAAAGACUAUAAACCUAAUCCAAUCUUGAGUUCAAUAUUAUUUUAUUAAUUGUUAUUUUAUAAGUAUAAUAUUCGCCAUUUUUAUCUUGAGAAACUAAAUAUCUUAUAAUAAUAUUGUUUAUCUUUUAGUGUGUUCUAUUAUUGUAUUUGAUAAAUGUAGAACCAAAUGGAAAAUAAUUUUUAUUAA
Messenger RNA from Phymastichus coffea, 1967 nucleotides. Its product is annotated as girdin-like. Gene Ontology annotation, biological process: cytoplasmic microtubule organization; cytoskeleton-dependent intracellular transport. Lineage: Eukaryota; Metazoa; Arthropoda; Insecta; Hymenoptera; Eulophidae. The transcript has 7 exons. Gene Ontology annotation, molecular function: dynein light intermediate chain binding; microtubule binding. The coding region runs from base 150 to 1751 and encodes 533 amino acids. The record is from RefSeq and is a predicted model, not a curated record. Gene Ontology annotation, cellular component: cytoplasm; centrosome.